GAGAAAAGAAGAGGAGAGGAGAGAGAGAGAGUGCUUCGUUUUCGUGUCUUCUGUGUCAUAUGAUCCCGGUCUUCCCCAAUCGAAAAGCAAAGAGAAAGAGUUAAGCGAUUCCUAUAUAGGGUUGGACGGUUACGAUAUAUAGAUAGAUGAAAUGUAAAAGGGGUUUUAGUUUUGUUUUGUAAUAAUAAUACGAGAAUUCAUCAAACUUUUCCUUGUGCUUCGUCCGUUUUCCGCCAACAAGCAAGCAAGCAAAUUCUUCCUUGACUGGGGGAGAAAGAAAGAAAGAAACUUUCUUCAUUUUCUUGAGAAUUUCAACAUCUUCUUCCCCCCCCAAAUAAAGGGUAUAAAUUUCACGAAGAAGACGACCGACGACCGACGAACGACGGGUAGCCAGGGAAGAAGGAUUAUUACUUCUUUCUCUCCUCCUCUAGCUAUAUCUUCGCUGCUUUUAGUCAAAAAUAGAAUCCUAGCUAAUAGACCGACCCAUAUUCGAUUCUCCAAUAUCCUCAUCUCCAAUAAAUCCCGACACUCGCUCCCCUUGCCCCUUUGUAUUAUUCUCUUCUCGUCGUGGUGGGUUUCUUUUCUGUUUCUUCCUUCUUCUUCUUCUUCUUUCCAAGGUGGGUCAAGAGAGAGAGAAGGAGAAUCUGCGAAAUUUCUCUCUCACCCCCCCAUCCCCCCGUAUCUCGCUCUCCAACAUGAUCGCUGAAACAGAGUCGGCGCAAUCAAACCUCGAGCGCUUCCUCGAUCGCACAACGCCAGUUGUCCAAUCGCAGCUCCUUCCUAAGAGUGAGAUCAGAAAUCUAAACAAGCUCUGGAAUCCAUGGGGUAGAGAGAAUGUUGAAUUCUUCAGACUUUCCGAUCUUUGGAAAAGGUAUGACGAAUGGAGCGCUUAUGGCGCUGGAGUUCCAAUUGUUCUUGACACGGGCGAAACCCUUAUUCAAUAUUACGUCCCUUAUCUAUCUGCAAUCCAGAUCUUCAUCAGCAAUACAACCCGAAGGGAGGAUGUUGAGUGGGUUAGCGAGACGAGAGGCGGGUCUUUGAGCGAUUCAUUCAGCGAGGACAGUGAGAGCGAGAAAGUGUCGACAAGAUGGGACGGGUGUUCGUCUGAGGAAGAAAAUGGUAGCAUUUUGCAUUUGAAUGACAGAUUGGGAUCUCUCUAUUUUCAGCUCUUUGAUAUAUCAACCCCUUAUUCUAGAGUACCUCUCAAAGAUAAGAUCUGUGGACUGGCUGAGAGAUACCCUGGAUUGAUGAACUUGAGAAGUGUGGAUCUUUCGCCAGCUAGUUGGAUGGCUGUGGCCUGGUACCCAAUAUACCAUAUUCCGAUGGGAAGAACAAUAAAGGAUUUGUCGACAUGCUUCCUCACAUAUCACACGCUUUCAUCUUCUUUUCAAGAUAGGGAUGAUGAUGAUGAAGAUGAUGAUGAAUUGGGGAGUGGGAUGAAAAGGAAGAUGAUGAUGAUGAAGAAGAAGAGAAAGGAAGGGGAAGGUGAAAGGGAAAGGCAUGAAGUAGAAGAAGAAGAAGGUGUCCGUUUAUCUCCGUUUGGAUUGGCUACAUACAAGAUGAAAGGGGACGUUUGGGCAACAGGAAGGGACCAGGAGAGGCUGUUUUCCUUGGUGAGCGUGGCUGAUUCAUGGCUCAAACAGCUUAGGGUUCAACACCAUGAUUUCAACUACUUCUUGGGCUUUCGUCAUAAUACUAAUAGUAAUAGUAACAACAACAAUAACAUGAAAAAUAAUAGUAGCAGCAGCAACGGCUAAUUCUGAUUGUGAAGAUGAAGAAGAGUUUUGCUGACACAACACACACAUGAUGACCAAGCAAGAUGUUGAUCUGAUGACGAGAACAACAAUCACAACAACAACUACCCAGAUUCUUGAGGAGGACCGGUUUGUGGAGACCAUUUUUGGGGGAUGUUUUUAAGGUUUCCUUUCUUUCUUGAUGCCCAUUUGCAGUGACGACUGAAUGAACACGAAUGAGUUGGUCCCAUUUUGUUUCUUGUUGAGUUUUGUUCAUAUUUUCAAAUGAUAUUUCAUUCACCACCAUCAUAAUCAUCAUGUAAGUAGUAGUACUAUGAAAGGAAAUUGAAAUACAAUCUGACUACUACUACUAAUACUUACAUAGAUAGAUAAUACCAUAUAUACCAUACAUGUUUCUAUCUCUU
Impatiens glandulifera is the source of this 2158-nucleotide messenger RNA. RefSeq lists its product as uncharacterized. The record is from RefSeq and is a predicted model, not a curated record. The transcript is spliced from 6 exons. The coding region runs from base 696 to 1757 and encodes 353 amino acids. Lineage: Eukaryota; Viridiplantae; Streptophyta; Magnoliopsida; Ericales; Balsaminaceae.